Messenger RNA from Betta splendens (Siamese fighting fish), 4978 nucleotides. RefSeq names its product coiled-coil domain-containing protein 81-like. Gene Ontology annotation, cellular component: centrosome. The coding region runs from base 126 to 2045 and encodes 639 amino acids. The record is from RefSeq and is a predicted model, not a curated record. NCBI's taxonomy places the organism in Eukaryota, Metazoa, Chordata, Actinopteri, Anabantiformes, Osphronemidae. The transcript has 16 exons.
UCGACGCGUCGCUAGGGGCAACCGCGGCUCCGCACUGCUCCUCCUCAUCCGUGCCCGUUCGUUUGGAGCACGGGAAGGGACAGAUUUCGAGAAAAACCGUCAAGCUUUGGCUGGUUUGAACAAGGAUGACCGACGUACUGCGGCUGGUUUCACAAGUGGGCAGGCGGACUCUACCCACAUUGUCCCAGCUCUCUGAAAACGAUAUUGAGUGUAUUUGGGCUGAUCUGUCUGCGUUUAUUGAACGCCAGAUGACCUCACAGAAGGGGGUCCACCUUGCAGGCCUGGGGACCUUCACCUUCUCUCAACAACAGCUCAACAUAGGAAACAAGUUGACCUUGAUUCAGCGUCCCAUCUUCCUCCUGGCUGGAAAGCUGUCCCAGUCUCUGGGCUUAAAACAGACCAGGCCACUUGCUACAGCAACACAUUUACCAGUGGUGCAGCUAAACUUUGCAGCUGUGUCACAAGUGAGUCCAUUUAGUCGGGAAGUGGUGGAAGGCUGCGUCAGAGAAACUCUUCAGCUCCUCUUCAGAGCUUUGGCUUCUGAGCAAAACAUCUUCAUCACUUUUCAUGGAAUUGGAGUUCUGACCUUUAACAACAAGAAGGUCCGGAUGAAGUUUAACAAAGAUUUCAUAAACACCAUGGAUGGAACUGGUAGGAUGCUGUUAGCCUUCAACAAUAGACCUGGAAGCAGUGUGUCUUUACUCUCUGGAGGCCUGUACAGGCUCCGGAGACCACAGACGGCCAACCCCGCUGUUCUGCCAACUAUCUGCUCGGCUCAGCCGGACAGCAGAGCUGGUGACAAAGAUGGAUUCUGCCUUUCACCGGCUCCAGACCACAGGAAUGCAGGAGAAGUUCCCCAACAGAGAGAAUCUAAAACCUGGGGACUGCUGCAGCCAGACAAGGUGAAAGCUGUCAGCCUGUCUGAAGAACUGAACCCAAGCCCCCCCGCGGAGGCAGCAGACAAAAAUACCACCUCUACAUCACCACCAGAGGUCAGUCCCAAACAGGAGCCCCCUCACGCGCCCGUCUGCUGCUUUGGCCACGCUCGUGCUGGACAGGAGCUGUGCUACUUGUGCAUGCAGCGAGCCCAGAGAAAUGUACCAGUGAACCUGAGAGAGCAGCAGCAGGCAGAAGAAAAGGCUCAGGAGAAACUUUUACUGUUGAAGGAACAGCAAAGAGACAAACGGUACAUGGAGGAAGAACAGGCAAAGAUGAGUGAACAACACGAGCGUGCGAAGCUGGUCGCAACGUUCAACCUGAAAAUGUCAGAGCAGAAGGUCAAGUCUUCCUGUGCACAGCACCCUACGUCAUUCAUCUUCCCAACUCGGCCCCUCACUCCCGCCAGGAGGAUCCAGCAGCAACGUUACAUGAACGAUCUUCAGAGCCAGAUAGAGAGACGGCAGCAACGCGAGGCUCAGGAGAAGCAGAACAGGCUCCUAAUGGGGCGACUGGAUCAGGUCGAGCUGCUCCAGGAGAUAGCGCUGCAGAAGGCCCAGCAGCUCCAGCAGAAAUACGAGAGAACCAAGAGUUACAAGAAAGCACUGGAUACUCAGGUGGGAGAUAAGAAGUACACAAUCCCAACGGAGGGCGAGUGUGACAGCGCUGGCUUCAACCCAUAUGAAACAGUGGAGGUGGAGAGCAAUGUGGAAAGCCGAGAGAGGGCGCAGAAGCUCUUUAACAUAAACAUCAGUGCUGCCAACCAGAGGAAGACUGAGGAACUGCACAACCGCCAGACUCAGCUGGGGAGAGAGAGAGAAAUGCUCAAACACACUAAAAUGGAGCUCAUACUGGACCACAUCAAUCAAUUUGAGAAAAAGCAAAAGGUCAUUAAGUCAUUAGAGGACGAGUGGAGUCGCAGUGUGAGGCUCAAACGCCAGCGAGAGGAAGAGGAGCAGCGCUUCUUGAGGUCUGCCGGGCAGCUUCUAGUAGAUAAGCUCACUCAGUACCGGCGCUGUACCCAGUGUCAGCGCAGGACCAACAACUGUGGAGAGACCAACAUAUGGAAAGACUCUCAUUACCUCUCUGGCUCCCAGUUCAUGAUCUGACCAGCGGUAACCAGCUCAUAGUGUGACGUGCAUUGGAGAUGAAGUCCUUGGGAAUGCGUGAACCAAGCUUAUGUACUUUGAUUUGAUGUUAUAGUGUGAAAUACUACAACUCCUACUAAGGAUCAUUUGACCCUUCUACCUAGAACUCUGCUAGACAGUGGGCAUACUGUAUGAGCCCCUUGCUGCAGCCGACAUCCUGUGAACGGCUGCUUUUGUCAUGUAAACACGGCCAUUACUUGCAUAGGUGCUAUGGUCACACAGGUGCUAUGGUCACGCAGGUACUGUACUUUGGUUACGCAGAUAUUAUGGUUACGCAGGUACUAUGGUUACGCAGGUACUAUGGUCACGCAGGUACUGUGGUCACGCAGGUACUGUGGUCACGCAGGAACUGUGGUCACGCAGGUAUCAUGGUUACGAAGGUACUAUGGUCACGCAGGUACUAUGGUCACGCAGGUACAGUACUAUGGUUACACAGGUACUAUGGUUACGCAGGUACUGUGGUCACGCAGGUACUAUGGUCACGCAGGUACAGUACUAUGGUUACACAGGUACUAUGGUUACGCAGGUACAGUGGUCACGCAGGUACUAUGGUCACGCAGGUACAGUACUAUGGUUACACAGGUACUAUGGUUACGCAGGUACAGUGGUCACGCAGGUACUAUAGUCACGCAGGUACUAUGGUCGGCUUUCUUCCCAAGCCAAUGCUGUAGCAAGUGAGCGACCAAGCCACCAGACUUUAUGUCCAAAAAACAGUGUAUGUGCUACAGUUCGUAAUACAUAAAGGUGAGUUUGAUUUUAGCAGUCACUCACAAUCGAAUAAAGGACCAAGUAAGAAAAGCCUUUAACAGUCCCACAGCAGGGAAAUUACUUCACACAACAGCAAGUACAGGGCAGAGGAAUACAGCCACAUAAUCAAAAACAGUUAAAAAGACACUUCAUGACACUUUGUGUUGGCACAGUACAACACAGUAUGGUACAGGUAGAGUGAGUAGGAGGUCAUUGGAAGGGUUAUUGCACAGUAUUAAAUAUAAAUGUAGAAAUAUUCUGUGGAACAGAAAAAUUGUUCCACAUUGUGUAAAUAUAGAAUAGAUAUCUAAUAAUGCACAGAGUUUGCACAAAUAUUGUACAGAGGAGAUUACUAUGUAAUCACUGAUGCAGUGGGUGAGUGAAUGUAGUGGGAGGUAUUUAACAGUUCUGAUUAUAGAGUCGAACAGCGGCAGGUAGGAAAGAUCUGUGAUACCUUUCCUUCACACAGUGAGGGUGGAUCAGUCUGUUACUGAAGCUGCUCUCCAGAGCAGACAGUGAGUCCUCCAGUGGGUCAGAGUCCUGGUCCGGGAUGGAUGUAAGUUUAGCCAGGACCCUUCUCUCACCCCCCCCUGCACCGUGUCCAGACUGCAGCCCAGGACAGAGCUGGACUUGUUGAUGACCCUUUCCAGUCUCUUCCUGUCCCUCACUGUGAUGCUGCUGCUCUGUACAGCAUGGCUGAUGCCACCACAGUAGAAGCUGCAGAGUAAAAGGCCUACAGUAUGUGUAUGGGUAUGUGUACUGUAGGUGUCACGGGUAAAAAGAAUUGUAUGUCUUACGAAAUACAGUAACUGCACGUGUCACGGGUCAAUAGCGACUAAAAUACAUUACAAAUACAAAUGUACAGUGAGAGACGGGACAUAGACUUACAGGUACAAAGAAUUGUCUUAUUGAUGAAAACCGAAAGAACAAAAUUAUUGCGCUUUGAAACCUAUGUUUCACUUUGCCAUCUUAGAGAGAGAUCAACACACAGGUGCUUUUUCCCAACAGAUUUAUUGAUAAAAACAGAACCAAAAAAACUUUUUUACACAUAAUAAAAGACAUGUGACACAACCAAAAACACUCCCUAACACAAAAGGCCAAAAAAACUAAAUCAGCAAAUAAAGUGAAUGAGAACAUUUCAGCAAUCACUCAUAAUUCUGGCACUACCAUGGUAUCUCCCUUCUGCAUUCGUCACAUACUAACAAGCUGGUCCUAAUGGAGGCUUGAACCUCAAACCUUCUGCUUCCCAAAUCAAUGCUCUAACGACUGAACCACCAAGACACAGAUCUUUACCACAGAUACCGCUUCCCUCAUAAACAGGGCACCUGUGAGUUCUGACUUUAUGUAGUAAAAGACUUUGAGUUCUGACUUUAUGUAGUAAAAAACUUUGAGUUCUGACUUGUAUUUUGUUGAGUUGUAUUUAUCUUUAACACAUACUAUAACUUUUACAAAUAAAACCCAAACUCACAAGAGAGAAUGAGGGACAGUAAAAGUGUUUAAUUUCAUUUUUACAAGAAAUCAAGAAAAGUCUGAAGAAACUGUCACAUGCCUUUUAUUCUUUGCAUAUGUGUAAAAUGUUUUUGGUACUACUUUUAUGAAUAAAUCUGAAAAAAAAAAAAACGUGUGGGGACCACUCCAUAAGAUGGCAUAGUGAGGCACAGUUCUGCGCGCCUCCCCCCCCCCUGUGGUGAUGCAGGGACGACCCAGUUUGUGUAACAAAAACAGCCGUUCACAGAUGAUUUCGGAUGACAGAGUUCUAGGUAGAAUCAGAAAGUCCAGGGGUGCUAGUGUCAAUAUUUACAUGUGAUUAUUUACUUGUUUUUGACCUGGUAUUGUGAAAAAUAAAUAAACCAACAUGCAAAUCUUUACUUUUUCUUAUAGGUAUACACUGUAUCUUCUAUAGCUUAUAGGUAGUUUGAUAAAGUAUUUUGUUUCUAUCCUGAAACUUUGAAGAUGAAAGUAGUUUGAUAAGGAUAGUUUUAUGCAGUGAGGAGAUACUACUGAUGAGCCGUGACGAAUCAAAACAACUUUCUUCUGGCAGAAGCCGCAGUUUUCUGUGAAGUCAGACCUCCCAUAAUGAGCAUAUAUUUGUGUUUGUGCUGAAGCAGACCAUUAAAUAAGUGACACAUUGUGUGUGUGUGCACAAA